UUUUGAGACCAUUUACGUCAUAGUCCACUUGUCCGUUUCACGAAUACACAUACGAAAUAGUCCAAUGUAUUGUUACGCCUUUCAUUAUUGAGACUCAACGUUAGUAUUGGGGACUUCUAUUGAAAUUUGAAGCCCGUGAAUAGAAAGAGUGGACUUAUAAGUUCGAACAGUGCAUCUGUGCUUUUCUUGUUACCUAAGAACUUAUCAAUUGGGAGAGUUUAUAUGUAUCUAAAACCUAAUAGUUGUUUUGAAAAACAAAAUAGUGUGGAUACAGGUAGUGGUGUAAAUUCUGAAAUCGACGUGAAAGUUAAAGUUUAAUCACACGCAUGUUUGCGCAGUUUACAACUAUGCCGCAAAGGACGGAACUUUAAAGUGGCUUUAACGGUUUCGAAGCCCAUUUAUAAGUAUUGCCAAGUUGUGACGCUGACGAAGGAUAGUGCAAAAUGUAAUUUAAAGUUUUGUAGCGAGCAAAGUAUCAGGAUGAGACUCAAAAUCCCACUUAUAUUCAUCAUCAUACCUUUGGUGUUAUCUAUGGAAGCUAUUGACGACGAACAUUACCGGACCAAGCGACAACUGAACAGUUUACCCAUCGUAUACCCUUAUGGAGGCACAAUUCGAUUUAUUCUUGGCUUUGUCAUGCCUGUCCCUAACGAGGAUAUGAUCGGCGUCAUCUUCGGAGCGUCAUUCCUGUACCAGUACAACCAGAUUCAGAACAUUUCUGACAUAUCCAAGUACUAUCCUAUAAAGACAAUAUCCCGCGAGCAGCGCGAGGCAGAGUGGGACAGGCGGAGGGACGAGCGACUCACCUUCUACAAGGCUGUCGAGGAACUGCUGAACGUUAAAGGCUUCCACGGUCGCGAGUGCGUGCUGCGAGCCAUCUGCGAGGCGGCGCAGUUCCCUCUCGAACACGAGGCUCUGUUCGGAGAGAUACUGCACAUCAUACUCACACCAACCUACGGGCGCUCCGCAUUCGAAGACGAUGCGAGCUGGUCGUCCAGUAUGGGAGACUACGUGGACGCCUACACCGCCGGCAGACAGAUGUUCAGCUGUCACUACCUCUACAGCGGCUGUCCUGAGGGAGAGGGGCUGCUUGAACUCGUCUCGUUGUUGAAGGAUGAAGAUAACUUUGUUUGAUAAUAAUUGUGCAGCUAUGAUAAGAGAAUACUUCCCCUUAAGUGCAAAUGGCUUAUGUCCUAAUAAUAGAGAUUAAAGAAACUUCCCCUUAAGUGCAAAAGACUUAUAGCCUAUUAAAAUAGUUAUAGAUUUGUUAAGUAAAGAUUGUAAACAUUUAUAUAUAUAAUAUAACUAAAAAAAAAGUUUUAAUGUAUUUGCCCAUUUAAUGCUGCGUACCCCGUAGCCAAACUGUUCGUAGAGUGAGCGGAAAACUAUCAAACUGUUAACACAACUGGGGACGCAGUCUUAAGAAUAUUCCAAACAGUACAGUUUAAAAAUUUAGAUCGAGUGUUCAGGUACGAAGACGCCUGACAAGUGACGAUGUUACAUACUUGCAUAUAUUAUUAUAUCGCUGCAGCCACUAUAAGAUAUAAAGCCACUUCCCCGGUCGCUAUCGGCAACUAACGGGAAAUUUCAUAAAGCGAUGUUGCGUUGAAAAUAAUACACUUCUUAGUAGUAAAUGACUACUUUCGCAUUCUUUGCCUCAAAUGAAGUUUAACGAGUUCUCGAGUGGAGACCAUGAACAGGCAAACGCAGCGUGGCAGCCCUCCUGCCCG
Messenger RNA from Plutella xylostella (diamondback moth), 1730 nucleotides. RefSeq lists its product as uncharacterized. The record is from RefSeq and is a predicted model, not a curated record. Lineage: Eukaryota; Metazoa; Arthropoda; Insecta; Lepidoptera; Plutellidae.